ACGACGCUGAAUCGUGGCGGUUGAAUCCAAAGCUCUAAAUAUUUACCGCGUUAACUACAAGUUUUCUUGUAUUUCUCGGCAUUUCUUUGGGAAGAAAAACUUCGAAUUGUUCAAACUGUCAUUUUUCAAAGCAUAAAAAGGAGAUAUUUGCGUUUAGGUGCCAAAAUAAGGGAAAAAUUUCUGCUCCUUUCUUGUCGUCAUUCAACUAAACAGGAAAGAACCACACAUCACGUUCGCGCCGAAAUUUGAGUUUGUUCUGACCUCUCGCACAUGCGCAGACGUUAUUCAGCCCUGUUUGCGUGACGGAGUAAGGCAGACUUUGGCCGCUAGCAGUCUGGGACUGCUUCUUCCCGCUCUUGUCGCCGUUAACUGUCGCCGCUCGUUGCCGCCGCUUCUUGCAGUGAGGUCUUAAGGGUAAUAAGAUCAGCAAUUUGGAUCGACCUAACAAAGUGGCUUUUAAAGAAUUUGUGUUAUCAUUUUUCUCUUUUCCCAAAUAAGGAAGUGGAUGCAUCAGGGACUGAACUAAUAUGAUGUCAAAACUAAGAAAACAGGAACAAGUACAUCCAAAGGAGAAGACUUAUGAAUGCAAACAGUGUGGCAAGUCCUUUAACAGAGCUGGAGCUUUGAAGACACAUCAAUUAAUUCACACAGGUGAGAAGCCUUAUAACUGCAAACAGUGUGGAAAAGCUUUCAACCAAGAGGCAAAUUUGAAGAAACAUUUAAGAAUUCAUACAGGUGAAAAGCCAUAUGAAUGCAAACAUUGUGGAAAGUGUUUCAACCAAUCGACCCAUUUGAAGAAUCAUUUAAGAAUCCAUACUGGUGAGAAACCUUAUGAAUGCAAACAGUGUGGAAAGUGUUUCAACCAAGUAAGAACUCUGUAUAGACAUAAAUUAGUUCACACAGGUGAGAGGCCUUUUAAAUGCAAACAGUGUGGAAAAUGUUUCAAGCAAGCAGCAAAUUUGAAGAAUCAUGUAAGAGUUCACACUGGUGAGAAGCCUUAUGAGUGCAAACAGUGUGGAAAGUGUUUCAACCAUUUGACAAGUUUGCGGAGACAUAAAUUCCUUCACAUUGCCGAGAAGCCUCAUGACUGCAAACAGUGUGGAAAGUGUUUCAACCAAAUGAGAAGUUUGCAGAGACAUAAAUUAAUUCACACAGGUAUGAAGCCUUAUGACUGCAAACAAUGUGGAAAAAGUUUCAGCCAGCCAGGAACUUUGAAGAUUCAUUCAAGAGUCCACACUGGAGAAAAGCCUUAUGAAUGCAAACAUUGUGGAAAGUGUUUUAAGCAAGCAACACAUUUGAAGAAUCAUGUACGAGUCCACACAGGUGAAAACCCUUAUCAUUGCAAACAGUGUGGAAAGGGUUUUAAGCAAGCAGCAAAUUUGAAGAAUCAUGUACGAGUUCACACAGGUGAGAAGCCUUAUGAAUGCAAACAGUGUGGAAAAUGUUUCAACCAAGUAAGAAGUCUGCACAGACAUACAUUACUUCAUACAAGUGAGAAGUGUUUCAAGAAAGCUGAAAGUUCAAGAAAUCAUGUAAAAGUGCACUCAAGUGAGAAGCAUUGUGAAUGUAAACAGUUUCUGAACUGUUUUUGCCAAAAGGGACUUUUAAUGGCACUUGAAAAAGCCUCAACAGAUAAGAUACCAUUCAGUUUCACUCAAAGUGAGAAGAAUUGUAGCCUCGAUAUAACCAAAACUGGAAACUGCAGCAUUCAACCAGUUGUGAUGGGUUCUAAUUGUGACAUUAAGACUAAUUCAUCUACAGCAAGAUCCAACUUUCAAGAACCUGAGCUAUGUCAUGUGGAAUGUUGGAUUUGUCAAGAGGAAUUAUGUAGUCAAGCCCAACUUUUGAAACACUAUGAUAAUCAUAUGAAAUAGAACAUUUUAGCUCAUUGUUAUUUUCUACAUGUAUUGCCGCUUUUCAUGUGGCGUCAUCAUUUUCCAAAAUAAGAAACUACCAAUCCCUCUGAAGUUUUAGUUUCAUCAGACGUAAGGCCCUCCAAUAACUUGACAUUUUGCAGCAUUUAAGCUCGACAGGGUUCCUCAUUUUGAAAUAGGGCAUGUUUGAAUUUCCAAGUUUAUGCGUUGUGUGACAUUAAAAUGGUGGCCGGAUAAGGUUCUCAAGUAGGUCAAAAAGAUGAGUUCUUGCUCAAGUUUUUGCCAACUAAACAGUUGUUGCUCUAUAAGAAGUGUUAAUUUCAAUGUGUUGG
Messenger RNA from Orbicella faveolata, 2206 nucleotides. RefSeq lists its product as uncharacterized. Gene Ontology annotation, molecular function: RNA polymerase II cis-regulatory region sequence-specific DNA binding; DNA-binding transcription repressor activity, RNA polymerase II-specific. NCBI's taxonomy places the organism in Eukaryota, Metazoa, Cnidaria, Anthozoa, Scleractinia, Merulinidae. Gene Ontology annotation, cellular component: nucleoplasm. The record is from RefSeq and is a predicted model, not a curated record. Gene Ontology annotation, biological process: regulation of immune system process; regulation of cytokine production; negative regulation of transcription by RNA polymerase II.